CCGGAGCAUUAUGUUUCUCAUUUACUUGAACAUGAAGGAAAAGGCUCAUUAUUAUCGGCUUUGAAUUCCAAGGGAUGGUGUAACUCCCUAGUAUCCGGAAAACGUCUUGAAGCCAGAGGCUUCAGUAUUUUAAUUAUUAGUAUUGAUUUAACCGAAGAAGGUAUUAAGCAUAUCGAAGAUGUUGUUCUACGGGUAUUUCAGUAUAUUAAUAUGCUUAAGUUGAAAGGACCAAUCAAAUGGAUCUAUGAUGAAUAUAGAGAUAUUGCGAAUAUGAACUUUCGUUUUGAGGAGAAGUUUUCUCCUUGUAAUUAUGUGAAAUUUACGGUUCAAGCGUUGCAACAAUUUCCCGUGAACGAAAUUUUGUGGGCGGAAUAUAUUUAUUCUGAAUGGCGACCGGACUUGAUUGAAGAAAUAAUGACAUAUUUAACACCGCAAAAUGUUAGGAUUCACGUGGUUGCAAAAGCAUAUGAAGAUAUAGCGGAUGAAACUGAAAGGUGGUAUGGUACUAAAUAUAAGAAAAUGAAAAUAUCCAAGAAAACAAUGGAAAUGUGGAGCUCCGCUGCCUUUAACGAUGACUUGAAAUUGCCUCCCAAGAAUAAAUUUAUAGCAACUACAUUUGAUAUCAAGCCAGAAACUAAUAUAGAAAAGUUUCCUAUUAUUUUGGAGGACACAUCAUUUGUUAGACUUUGGUAUAAAAAAGAUGAUGAAUUUCUUGUGCCUAGAGCAAAAAUGAUUUUUUGUUUUGUCAGCCCAUUUACCUUUCUGGAUCUCCUUAGUUACAAUUUAACUCACAUGUUUAUUAAUCUGUUUUGUGAUUCUCUUACCGAAUAUACAUAUGCUGCUGAUUUAGCUGGUUUACAAUGGGAAAUUUUUAAUUCUGAAUAUGGAAUAACACUCUUUAUAAGUGGUUAUGACAAUAAACAACAUGUGUUAUUAGAAAAACUCAUGGAUCGAAUGAUAAAUUUUAAGGUUGAUCCAAAGAGAUUUGAAAUCCUAAAGGAAGAAUUUAUUAGGGACUUGAAAAACUUUGCUACUGAACAGCCUUAUCAACAAGCUGUUGAUUAUCUUGCAACUCUAUUAGUAGAGCAAUCUUGUUUUGAGGAAGAAUUACUAGAAGCUACUGCCUAUUUAAGUGUUGAAGGACUACAGAAGUUUAUACCACAGCUAUUCAGUAAGGUGCACGUGGAAUGCUUAAUAUAUGGUAACGUGACUAAAACAGAAGCUACAUAUAUACGUAAAUUAAUUGAGUCUAAGUUAACAACUGGAGUGCCCAACAUAAUACCCUUGUUAGAAAAGCAACUGUUAUUAUUCCGUGAAAUUAAACUAGAAGAUGGUUGCCACUUUCUGUUCAGAGCAGAAAAUAAUUCACAUAAAAAUUCUUGUACAAUGGUAUAUUAUCAAACUGGUUUACAAUCAACGGAGUCGAAUAUGCUCUUAGAACUCUUAGCACAAAUCAUUGAGGAACCUUGCUUCAAUACCUUAAGAACGAAGGAACAAUUAGGCUACACAGUAUUUAGUGAAAUACGUAGAACAAGUGGAACACAAGGCUUGCUAAUCAUUGUACAAAGUGAUAAACAUCCACAAUAUGUCGAAAAACGAAUUAAUUUAUUUUUAGACUACAUGUUGAAUCACAUAUCUACCUUAACAGAAGAGCAAUUUGAAAAAUACAAGAAAACUUUAGCUACAUCACGUUUAGGAAACCCAAAAAGGUUAAGUGCAAGGUGUACCAUAUAUUGGAAUGAGAUUAUAAACCAACAAUAUAACUUCGAUCGAGUCAAUAUCGAAGUGGCUUACUUAAAGACAAUAUCACUGCAGCAAUUACUUAAUUUCUUUAAGGAAAAUGUACAUAGUAAAACUCGACGUAAAUUGUCAAUACAUGUGAUCUCUACGGUAACAUCAACGGAAAACAAUUCACCUGAUAACAUAACUGAUAAAACUGCCGAUUUAUCAAUUGAUAAAGAAGUUAAAAAAAUCGAUGAUAUUACAUCAUUUAAAAAUAGUCAAUCUUUAUAUCCUCGACUUGAACCGCUUGAAAAAUAUUUUCUCAGGAAAGGUGUACGCUCUUCUAAAUUAUAA
Messenger RNA from Cyphomyrmex costatus, 2076 nucleotides. RefSeq names its product insulin-degrading enzyme. The transcript has 10 exons. Gene Ontology annotation, cellular component: mitochondrion; cytosol. Gene Ontology annotation, molecular function: metalloendopeptidase activity; metal ion binding. Lineage: Eukaryota; Metazoa; Arthropoda; Insecta; Hymenoptera; Formicidae. The record is from RefSeq and is a predicted model, not a curated record. Gene Ontology annotation, biological process: peptide catabolic process. The annotation marks the transcript as partial.